AUGCGAGGGGAAUUCAACAAUGCCAUUCCUGGAAGAGAACAAAAUCCCCUCUUAUUGACAUUUAAACUGUGCAAAAAUCCUAAAGAUCGUGGGAUUUCUUGCAACGAACGGAGCACUCAACAUAAACUGGAUAAUAGAGAUAUUGGUUAUAAAAAGCUUGACGAACGAAAGGACAACGAGGAAGCCUCGAAUUCAGAAGGGCGCGGAGAGGCGUACAACGAGAAUGAAUAUAGGCAGGCUUUGACCGAGAUACUUUACACGGAGCCCAAGAGCAUGGAUGCGGCCUAG
This is a messenger RNA of Acaulospora colombiana, 288 nucleotides long. Lineage: Eukaryota; Fungi; Glomeromycota; Glomeromycetes; Diversisporales; Acaulosporaceae. The record is from the annotation of a GenBank genome assembly.